UGAACUAAGUCUACGAACAAAGUCAAAGUCUUCGUAUACCAUACGAAGCUCAAACAAAAAAACAAAUGGCAUGAAAAUUGUGGUGUAAAUUCCAAAGCUCAGAAUUUCCUACUCCUUUAUAAUAUUACAAAAUUCCUCAUCAUCAAAUCAAAGCUAAACGUGAAAACUCCCCUUCCUCUCCAUUUCCUUCCUUCUAAAUCACACCAAAUUCUGCUAAUUCCAUCCUUAAUCCCACCAUUAAUAACAUAAUUAAUUCAUCUUCCCCUGCAUUUCUCCCACGAUCAAAUCUGGGUUUUUUCCCCUUUUUCUGAUCCGAUCUCCUCAAAUCGGAUCUCACCGCAUCAUCAAUGGCGCGCCACCGCAUCACCACCUUAGUCAUCUUCUUCCUUCUGACCCUAUUUUCUCUCUCCUCCGCAGAAAUCCGAUCAACCAAGAUCAAAUCCGACAAUCGACCCAUAAUACCCAUAGACGAAUUCGGGUUUACUCAUACAGGUCGCCUCGAACUCAAUGUCACCGGAAUCACCCUCUCCAACAACAACAACAACCUCGAUUUCUCCAAAGUAGGGUUCUUCCUCUGUACUCGCGAUUCAUGGCUUCAUGUUCUCGAACAGCUCGAAGAAUCCGAUAUCUCUUGUGCCCUUGAUUCAAACCUCGUUAAAAAGGUUUACACCUUCAAUUCUCUUACCCCUAAUUCUAACUCUUUUGGGUCGCUUUUUGUUGAAACUGAUUCUGAUCAAUAUACCCUAGUUUUUGCAAAUUGUUACCCAGAAAAUCUGCUUGUUUCGAUGAAUAUUAGGUCUGCAAUGUAUAAUCUUGAUGGGAAAACCCGAACCCGGGAUUAUCUUUCUGCGGGUCGGACUCUUUUGCCCCGGAUUUACUUCUUCUUCUCAAUUGUUUACUUUGGCAUGGCUGUGUUCUGGAUCUAUGUUCUUUAUAGAAAGAGAUUGACUGUGUUUGCAAUUCAUUUCUUUAUGCUUGGAGUUGUGACCAUGAAAGCUUUGAAUCUUCUUUGUGAAGCUGAAGAUAAAUCGUAUAUUAAACGCACGGGUAGUGCGCACGGGUGGGAUGUGUUGUUCUAUAUCUUUAGUUUUUUGAAGGGUAUUACUUUGUUUACUUUGAUUGUUUUGAUUGGAACUGGGUGGUCGUUUUUGAAACCCUAUUUACAAGAUCGUGAGAAGAAGGUUUUGAUGAUUGUGAUCCCAUUGCAAGUCGUGGCGAAUAUUGCUCAGGUUGUGAUUGAUGAGACUAGUCCAUUUAAUCAAGAUUGGGUCACUUGGAAGCAGGUGUUUUUGUUGGUUGAUGUGAUUUGUUGUUGUGCUGUUCUGUUUCCUAUUGUUUGGUCGAUUAAGAAUCUCCGGGAGGCAGCUAGGACUGAUGGGAAGGCGGCCGUGAAUCUUAUGAAGUUGACAUUGUUUAGGCAUUACUACAUUGUGGUUAUCUGUUAUAUAUACUUCACUAGGGUGGUGGUUUAUGCACUUGAGACUAUUACUUCUUACAGGUAUCUGUGGACUAGUGUUGUGGCUGCUGAGUUGGCUACACUUGCUUUCUAUGUGUUUACUGGGUACAAGUUUAAGCCUGAGGCUCAUAAUCCUUACUUUGCGAUCGAUGAUGAUGAGGAGGAAGCUGCUGUUGAGCAAUUGAAGCUUGAGGAUGAGUUUGAACUCUAAUGGAUUCGUGUCGUAGUUGUAAACAUGUUUGCAUUCAUAGUACAAGGUAUAGUGAUCAAUUCGGUUGCAGCUCUAGACUUGGUUACUGAUGUGAAUGUUUGUUCCUUCAGUGUAGAUGAUAGUAAAGCAUAGUGAUUUUUCCCCCCCGCCCCUUAUAGUUGAAUAUGUUUAGGUAUUAUUACUCAUUGUCCAUUCAUGUUGUUAUGGACGCUGGUGACUUUGCUUUGAUCUGCUUAAACGAUACUAUUUUACAUAAAUGUGAUAAGCAUACAAUGACUUGUAUCUCUUAUGCACAAUGCUGUGUUAAUUUUUGAUUGUGUACAA
This is a messenger RNA of Chenopodium quinoa (quinoa), 1991 nucleotides long. Its product is annotated as protein GPR107-like. Gene Ontology annotation, biological process: transport. Lineage: Eukaryota; Viridiplantae; Streptophyta; Magnoliopsida; Caryophyllales; Amaranthaceae. Gene Ontology annotation, cellular component: membrane; Golgi apparatus. The coding region runs from base 348 to 1667 and encodes 439 amino acids. The record is from RefSeq and is a predicted model, not a curated record. The transcript has a single exon.